GUUUCCUUAUUUGUAAUUAGCUGAAGUGUGCUACACUGAAGCUGUAACAAAUUCCUAUUAAGAUGAUUGCAUAAUUGCUCUAAUGGUUGGUGUAUGAUAUUCUGUUUUGAUUUUGCAGUUACGCAAGAUGCACACGCUCUGUUUCAAUUGUGCCUCCUGCAUACUAUGCUCAUCUUGCGGCAUUCCGAGCUCGAUUUUAUAUGGAACCAGAGACAUCAGACAGUGGUUCAAUGACAAGUGGUGCAGCUGCUGGGCGAGGAGGUAUGGCUGGAGCUGCUGCUAGUAGGAGCACACGGGGACCAGCAAGUGCUGCUGUUAGGCCUCUGCCUGCUCUGAAGGAGAAUGUGAAACGUGUCAUGUUCUACUGUUAAGUUCGUGUCUAAUGGAUCAAUCAUUCGGGAAUUAUGGAUACAGUUAACCUCUUAAGACCAAAGGAAAACUUUGUAUUUCGGCCUUAUUUUCAUACUGUGUUCAAGUGUCUCUUCAUUUGAUUUCAGACAUGCAAUUAUUGAGACAACUUAUCAAUGUUGGUAUUUCAGUUAGUUGAUCUCGUCGGCUUUGUUUUUUUUUGUUUUUUUGUUUUUUUUUUUUUAAUUUGCUGUGCAGUUUAGACAGCAUUAAAAUGCACAAAAUACA
Messenger RNA from Rubroshorea leprosula, 636 nucleotides. The record is from the annotation of a GenBank genome assembly. Lineage: Eukaryota; Viridiplantae; Streptophyta; Magnoliopsida; Malvales; Dipterocarpaceae.